GAGAGAGAGAACGAGGUACACAGGGUGAAUUCUGUGUGAACGAAAAGAGGAAGAAACACAGGGCCCUUUUUUUCCCUAGAUUCGCCUGUGGAAGGGAAUGAACAAACAGGCAAAACAGAAGGUACAUAAGGAACAACCUUGUCAUACCGCAAUUGAACACGCCUCAAGAUCUGCUUUCGUUCUCCACCUGAACCGCAAGAAUCUCUUUCUCUCUCUCCACUUUAAUCUCUGUUAAACGCCACUGUGCCAACCCUCGGGGGAGCACAGCCUGAUUCUGAUAAGUUCAGGCCACGUAUCCCUCAUCCCUCCUGUGCCUCUCUUCCUUUGCUUUCUGUCUUAAGGGUGAGGAAGGAGCAUAACAAAUCAUCCUAAAUACCUGCCCUGCAGGGGGAAGACAUCUUUAAACGCUCCAUAACUUCUUCCUCCAUAAUCUCUACAUUAUGACCUUGCUGGCGUCUGAGAGGUCAAUGAUCAUCCGCAAUAAGUUCCGCUCAGUUCUGCAGUUAAGAAUACAGAACCGCAGACAGCAAAAUGAACUCAAUGCAGAGUCUGGUACAAAGACAUAUGUCCCUGAUAAAACUGGAGAGAAAGAAGUCAGCAAUGGCUUGCAUCAGACAGAGGAUGGCACCAUUCAGAAGUCUCCCCCUAGUGGUCUGACUGCUCAAACUGCACCAGAGAGGGGAUAUGGUGGUGCUCACAGGCAGAAGAAGGCUCGUCUGGCGGAGGAUCUGAGUGAGAAAAUCCAGAGACAGCCUGGACCACUUGAUCUCCUGCAGAGGAAUAUUCUGCCUCUAGAGAACACUCCUUCAUUGCCAUCAGAUGCCUUUGAAGAUGACAAUUCUUCUUCCCUCUCUGCAUCUCCUGAGCAACUCGGGAUGCACCAAUCUCCUGGCUUCUCAUCAUCACCUGUGCUAGGCAGUGACCAGUCGCUGAGUGAUGCGUCACCUGUUGCUAUGCCCAUCAGCCCAAACAGUGUACAGUGCAGAUUGGCGUUGCUCCCGGCAACCGAGUGCAUCAGCCAGCCAAUGACCAUGACAGUAACAGGGUCAAACUCUAUUUCAACGACUGGGAGACCCAAAGGGAUGUACAUGCCCUCCCAGACACUUCCGCUGCUGCCAAAGCAUAAGCCUUCCAAGCCUUCAGCUCCACCUUCUCAUUCCAUUCUGGGUGGGUCCUUAACUUCAUCCCGCCCUCCACGGCCACGGAAGCCUCGCGAUUCUAAACCCAAAAUGAGGAAGCUGAAAUACCAUCAGUACAUUCCCCCAGAUCAAAGGGCUGGGACUGGGAAUGGAGCUGGGAACACUUCACAAAAGAAUAACAACAUCCAGACUCCGCCCACUGAUUCCUCCUACUCGCAUUUCUUGGAGCAACAGCAGGUGUUCUUACAACUACAGAUUGUUAACCAGCAACAACAGCUCACUGUGACAAACAGUGAACACCAACUGAAGAUUUCUGGAACCACACCUCAAAGCUCCCCUCAGUCUGGAACACCAUCAGCAAGCCCCUUCACUGAUGAUACGAGUCCCAUGCAGCAGGCAGAGUUACUUCCUUCAAACCUAGAUGACCUAACAGUGUCAGUGCUUCGUCAGCAGUUACGGAAACGUGGACUCCCUGUUUCGGGCACCAAGCCUGCACUGCUGGAGAGACUUCGCCCUUUCCAGGUGCCUCGCCCCCCGGUAACCCCUGCUCCACUUUGCCAGCUAAGGUCCACAAUAGAACCCACUCAUCCUGCUGGCCUCAACCAAAUCACCACCAGCAUUGACACCUCUACCAAUCCAGCUCAGAUUUACAUCCAUACCCCGGGUUUAGCAGAGCAAAGCUUGGCUGGUGAUAGUUAUUUCACUUCUUCUUCUGCUGGCUCCAGCCCCAGCAUACAUACUCACUCACCUUCAAUGCCCUCUGGUGCCAUGUGGAGGCCAAGCCAGGCAGUAGAUGAGCUUAGCAUGGAGCUUGAAAUGAGAGAGUGGUUGAGGAGCAGACCAAGAGAAGAAGCAAAAGACACUCAGCUUUGUGGAGGUUCCCUUCAUUCGUUCCUGCAACAGGACUCAGGAUGCUCCAGAGGGAAACCGGACACAGCUGGACAGGAAGCACUCUUUACAUGCUGCACUGGUGAUGGGAAAGUGAACUGUUGUCAGCUUUGUGAUGUGAUUGGUCAAGAUUUUGAUUUGCCUAUGCAAAUUACAGCCAGUCCAACACAAGCCUCACCAGCUGUCCGCAGUUUAGAGGAGGAGAUACAGGAGGCUAUUCAAAGAGUGCAGAUGGACCCGACUCAAUCCAUAGAUGACAUUUUAAAGGAGACUAUUGGUUGUUCAGAUAACACUUCUCCCAUCACAGAUCUCCAACAAUCAGCCACUACUGUCCUGUCAGGCUCCUCCCCUGCCUCACAGCCUGAACAAUCACAGUCCUCCAAGCGCCAAAAAGAUGACAACUUCCUGUCCUCUCCUCUGUGCUCUUCGCUUCUUUUGGAGCUUCCUCCAUCUCCUAACAAUGCUCCGCCCCUUGGUUCUACCCCAGCUCCACUUACCCCUCCUCCUAUCUGCACCACUCCACCAUCCAGCUCGCUGUCCAGAAAAAGAAGGUCAGAGGUUCCUGCUUUUGACCCUGCUGACUGGCUGGAGUCCUUGACCUCUGGUGUACAUCCACUCACACCUUGUGCUGCCCCAUUUCUAGAAAGUGACUUUGGCCUUGACUCAGACCUGAAUGUCAACAGAGUCCUCGAACUGAUGGUGGAGCAAUGGUGAGAAAAGGGCAAAGUGUGCAUCUGUAUGUGCGUAUGUCUAAUUGAAUGCAUGAUUGGAAAUUAACCACCUGUCAAAUUGUGGUCCCUAGAGAGGUGACCCCCUUAUCCUCUUAUUCAUUCUUCCAUUUUUGUAUCCAUCCAUCUCUGUCAACUGAUGUGACCAAACAAAUCUAACUGUCGUUGACUGCUAAGCUCUACUCCACGCAAUGUCGAGAGAAAGAGACAGAAAGGGGGGAAAAAAAGAGAUAUGCUUUGGUAACUUGUAUGGAACAAUCCACAAAUCUUUGAGCAUGUGCACAUACACUACACUUUCAUUGAGUGAAAAAUGAAUAUAUUAUACAAGAAAGCGGGUUUCCUCGUUGAUUCGCCUCUUGCUUCAGUGCCAGACUAACUGUCGGCAUGUGGCAACCGUGUGGACCAGCGGGAGCAUCAAACAAUCUGUGUGUUUUUGCAGGGAAGUGUAUGCGCUCCCUGUAUGCAUUAGUAUGCUUCCCUUGGCUGCUUUAACUGUGUGUGUGUUUGUGUUAGCUCAUACCCACUUGCCAGCAUGUUCUGUAUCUACACCGUAAAUGAGGUGCAUAAGCACACAUUUGCACUUUUUUUCUGUUUAUACAGACAUAUAUCUGGUGUACAUUUUUUUCCAUUUCUUGUAGUGUUACACACUGUUCAUUUCAAGUUAUGUUCUGCUUUUUCUGGAAUAGUAAUAUCAUGGGGCUAGUGUUAACUCAAAAGCAUCAGCUCAAAAAGGCACCUUCUAAAUAUUUAAGGGUAGAAUAACUUUUGCUACUUUUUGGCAGCAAUAUAGUGCAAAACAAUGCUGGUUUAAAGGCCAGUAUGUUCCUUUAGCUGGACUGCAACCUCAAAUUAGGUAUGGACUUCGGGGGAAACCGGGCUUUUAAAGAAGCCAGAUGUAAUUUACUUGGAAAAUCUUAAGGUCUUGACCCUCCAUUUAUCAGCCAAACAAUGUGUACAAAUUAAUGAGUGAUCUUUUAACCUUUACUGUUUAAAGUUUCUUAAUGGGACCCAUACAACAUCAUCUACCAUGGCUGUUUACAUAAAUCUGACCUUUCGCAUUGCCCGUUGCUGUUAUGCAAUGCUUAGGAAAUAGCAUUAUUCGUGCAAUAUGCUUCCAAGAAAGGGUACAGGGAUACAAUCCAUUUAAAUAUCCGAAGAAAGUUGUGAAAACAUGAACUCUUUUAUUCUUUCCCAGUCUUAUAUGUGAAAGUUAAUGUGUGAAUAGGACAAUGUGUUUGAUAAUCAAAGAUAUUGUCCAAAGUUCUGUGUGCACAAAGUUGCUGGAGAAUCACAGCAUUUGUGCAGCUGGACCUUGAUGGUUCUCAAAUGAGUUGGACUUUUUUUCUGUAAUCCCAUGACACCUACAACUAAGGUUGCUUUUAAGCCAAAUGUUGUGUCAGAAUAAAUCAAUGACCAACCUACCAACCAAAAAGCAAACCUUUUUAAGUGUUUGAUCAAAUAUAUUAAUUGAUAUAUUUAUUGAAUAAUUUAUUUAAACUAUCCUAGUUAAAAUGAUAUUGUAAAUGUAAAACUGUAAAAUUAAAGUCUUAAUUGAUUUUCAAUAGUAGAUACGUUGAACUUCAUCCUCUGAUGAAGUCAUCAAUUAUCAAUUAAACAUUUGCCACAAUUUAUAAGAAAGAUGUAUCAGAAUGGGAAUGUUGAGAGUAAAGUAAGUAUAUCUUGAGUAGAGAGUAAUAUGUCAAGGUGGUCAUGGUGAUCACUGAGCUUUCUUCUUACAGGAAAUGUAAAUGUAAACGGUUCCUAUUUUGUUUUGUCAGUCUUCUCUUUCUUACCCAUUUUCAGUAUCUACAGUAGUAACUUGCUCCUGCUGUAAACGAGCUGAGCGAUUGUUUACCUUUCUGUUAAGUUAAUUUAAUUUCCAAGAAAGUCUACAUUUGUAGAUGGUUAGAAUUUAGUGGGAGCUUGAUUGCUGCUCUAUCUACAUGAGUGUUAAAUUGAAUUGUACAUCAUAUGAACAUGGGAGGCCUUUGAAGACUCAGGCACCUGCUCAAAAUAAAAGGUGGAUGUGAUGUGAAAAAUAUGGAUCAGGCAAGUGACCACUUGUGAAAAGAUCUGCUUUCAGAAUUGAAACACUCCACACAAUGAUACUAAUUCACACAAACUAACUAUUCAGUUACAAAACCAUGCAUUAUUCAUAAAUGUUACCUUUUGCAAAGCAGUUUCAGUUUCUUUGUGGUUUAAUUACUUGAAUGUGUUAAUUGGAUAGCUCAAAAUGUUUGACACAGGGUGUGAGCUCACUUACACAACAUGACAAAGUCAGUAUACAUCGAGAUCAAAGAAUAUGUCACAUUGGUGGCAGCUUAUAAAGGACUCUGAAAUAAUAUUAUGAUAACAUGCAUCCUGUUUUGAUAAGAUUCAUGAAUAUUGUUGUUUAUGUGUUACUGAUAGCGUUUUAGUUUGCAUUACUCUGCAUUACUGCAAAUAUAUUUUUUUAUUUUAUAGUUUUAUAUAAUCUUUGUAAUCAACUGAAGUUUAAAGCAGAGUAAUGUUUUCAUAUGUAUGUGCAGAGCACUAGAUGGUGCUAGGACAUGUAAUCGAGUUUGAAAUCAUGAUCACUAAGGAGACUGCUAAUUUAUAGUGAAAAAGGAGUUACAUUUUUGUCUGUUCUCACCCAAAACCGACUGGAUCACUCCAGAAACAUAAAUUAAACCACUGGAGACUUUUAUGCUGCCUUUAUUUGAUUUUUGGAGCUUGAAAGGUCUGAUCACCAUUUACUUGCAAUGUAUGGACCAACAGAGCUAAGAUAUUCUUCUAAAAACCUUUGUAUUCAGCAGAAGAAAGCCAUACACAUCUGGGAUGGCAUGAGGGUGAGUAAAUGAGAGAGUUUACAUUUUUGGGUGAACUAUCCCUUUAAAAACAGCUGGUAUAAAUCAGCAAUAUCCUUAUAUUAGUGACACUGUCCUACAUUCGUUGUAGAUAUUUAAACAUACAGUGUUAUUAUGAAAGAUAAAUAACAUCAAGAAAUAAAAAUAUGAAGGAGUAUAUUUUUUGCCUUUUUAUAACUCUAAUAUUUGAAAGAUUGUUUCCUUUUCAUGGUCACUGUAGAUGAAAGACAUUACAAACAACAACUCUUUUAAAGAGAAAACAAGGCCUUGAUUGAAUAGAUUUACACUUGUGCACAUCUUCUAAUGAUUUUAUAUACCUCAGAAGACACAACAUUUCUGGAAAGGGAACAUAGUAAGCAACGAUGCUCCCUGGUUUUUAUGGUGCAUUCUGGGAUUUUUUAGGGGGUAAACGUUUCAGUGCUCUGAAAAGAUUUUGUGAUUGAGACAGCUCUAGAAAUGGCUGACUCCCUGAUUUGGUGCUCUGCUGAAAAUGCCUUUCUGAGUUCACCAUGAACGCGCAUAAACUCUGAGUUUCAAACUCAGGGUUCAGUAAACUAACACCAAACUGGUAUUUUGGAC
Messenger RNA from Myxocyprinus asiaticus (Chinese sucker), 6180 nucleotides. Its product is annotated as myocardin-like. The record is from RefSeq and is a predicted model, not a curated record. The coding region runs from base 441 to 2741 and encodes 766 amino acids. The transcript is spliced from 15 exons. Gene Ontology annotation, biological process: smooth muscle cell differentiation. Lineage: Eukaryota; Metazoa; Chordata; Actinopteri; Cypriniformes; Catostomidae.